CACACUGACCCAGAAUACAAAUGAACACCUCUCUCACCACUUCUAUCCAAAACCAAAAUCAAGAAUGCUUCUGACAACACCAUCAAUCCUCCAAUUCAAAUCCCUCUCGCUCGCCAACCCGUUCCUCCAUGGCGCCACCGCUCCCACCCCACACCUCUUCAAACCCGGCGCCUCUUCCGCCGCCGGCCCGCCGCCUUCCUCCGCCGGGCUCCCAGUGAUCAAGGCAAUGAGGUCAUUACAAGGGAGAGUUGUGUGCGCCACCAACGACAAGACAGUGGCUGUGGAGGUUGUACGGUUGGCCCCGCACCCCAAGUACAAGCGCCGUGUGAGGAUGAAGAAGAAGUACCAGGCCCAUGACCCGUUAAAUCGGUUUCAAGUUGGGGACAUUGUGCAGCUCGAAAAGGGCCGUCCCAUUAGCAAGACCAAAACUUUUUGGGCCGUGCCGGUUCCUGGACGGGCCGGGGCCAAGGCCGUGGAGGAAGCGGCGCCUCCGCAGGAGCUUGGAAUUCCUUUGGAGUCGGAGAGUUGAAGGGAAGGAAAAGGGAUGUCGGGUUGUUGUUUUGGUACUUAGAAUUUGAAGCUCAUUUACAUUUCUUGUGUGGAUUGUGUAAUAACAGUUGUAGUUAAUUUGAUGUUAUUAUGGUUUGAGGCUGCAAGAAUCAUUGAUGUAUGUGGGUUUUGUUCUUGAUUACAUUGGUCGCAUGUUGUUUUGAUGCUUUUUUGCUUUGAAA
This is a messenger RNA of Sesamum indicum (sesame), 731 nucleotides long. RefSeq names its product ribosomal protein S17 (gene RPS17). Gene Ontology annotation, cellular component: ribosome. The record is from RefSeq and is a predicted model, not a curated record. Gene Ontology annotation, biological process: translation. NCBI's taxonomy places the organism in Eukaryota, Viridiplantae, Streptophyta, Magnoliopsida, Lamiales, Pedaliaceae. Gene Ontology annotation, molecular function: structural constituent of ribosome.